CUGGCUCAUGUCCAGCUGCCACCAGUACUCACAAGUUCGUUUUGGCAGGGCUGUGCUCGAUCCUUUCAUCCCCAGCUUGUACCGAUUGCAGGGGUUGCCACGACCCAGGUGCAGACCUUGCACUUGGAUUUGUUCAACCUCAUGAGGUUCACCUGGGCCCACUGCUCAGCCUGUCUAGAUCUCUCUGUACCUAUUCACCCACCCAUCCACCCAUCCAUCCAUCCAUCCUGCUGGGACCCCCGGGUCGGGCCGGGCUCCGCGAGGGGCGGUGGCGGCAGCGGGCGGGGAGGAGCCGGGUGGCAGUGCCCCGCCCGCGGGGCGGCCCGAGCCGAGCCGGGGUGCGGGAAGCCGAGGACAAAAGGCAGGCAGCGGUGACGCGCUGAAAUUCGUCAUUUUGGGGCAGAGCGAGUGGGGACAGCAGGGUGCCAGCCCCGCGCCAGCUGCCGUCCCCGCAUCGAGCGCCUCCGUGUCCCCCACGGCCACCCGCAGCCGGAGCCCAGAGAUAGAGCAGCGCCGUGCCCCACAGCCCAGCCAUGAAGCUGAACGAGCGCAGCUUGGUGUUCUACGCCACCUGCGACUCUCCGGCCGACAACGCCGGGUUCCUCUACAAGCGCGGCGAGCGGCACACGGCGUACCACCGCCGCUGGUUCGUGCUCAAGGGCAACAUGCUCUUCUACUUCGAGGAGCGCGAGAGCCGCGAGCCGGUGGGCGUCAUCGUGCUGGAGGGCUGCACCGUGGAGCUCUGCGACUCGGCCGAGGAAUUCGCCUUCGCCAUCCGCUUCGGCGGCACCAAAUCGCGCACCUACGUGCUGGCGGCCGACAGCCAGGCGGCCAUGGAGGCGUGGGUGAAGGCGCUGUCGCGGGCCAGCUUCGACUACAUGCGGCUGGUGGUGCGGGAGCUGGAGAAGCAGCUGGAGGAGAUGCGGUGGAGCUGCCGGCACGCCCCGGCCUGCUGCAAGGCACGGCCUUUGGGGAUGGAGCACUCGCUGCCGCCUCUGCCCACGGUUCCGCCAAAGGAGAACGGCUGCGCGGUGUGGAACAAUGCGCCCAGCAUGGACCAGCUGCAUGAUGCUGCGGGUUGUGAUGGUGACACCAACCCACGGCCACCGCCGCUGCCUCCGCGCAGGCGAGCAUCCAGCGGUGACGCCGGGGUGGCUGAGAUCUCGGUGUUCUGCCGGCUGCACGAGCGGUACGGGCAGGAGGUGGCCCGGCUGCGGCAAGACUGGCAGCACCGGCAGUGCCAGCACCGGCCCUGAGAGGCCUUGCGGGCAUGCAGUGUCCUUGGUGCCACCUCAGUUCCCUCUGCGGGACUCGCAGCUCCUGGGGAGCGAUCGCUGAGUUGGGUGCACUGGGACCUCCGGAUGCAAGGAUUCUGGGGGGGGUUGGACGGGGGUUGCACUGCCAGAGAGCUGGAACUGCCUUCCCCUCCCUAAGGCCAUCUGAGCACCAUGGCAUCCCUCUGCUCCAACAGGAUGCGGUUUGUAGAACAAAUGCACGGGCACUUCCCCAGCAGCACAGUGCCAACACAACAGCCACCAUGGUCUCGUGUUUGCGUGCUGACAGCACCCAGCAGGAUCCUGGUCCUCCACUUCACCAUGCAGUGGAGCUGCCUGCACCCAGCCACAUCCUCCAGGGCUCCGGGACAGAUAUUUUAGGGCUGGCGUCACCCCCGGGCUGGCUGACAAAGGGGAAGUGUCACGGCGAUGAACAGGAACGUGCAUGUCAGCAGCAGAGGGAGCGGAGUGAUUCAUGUGCACAAGCAGAGCGUAGUUGCCACUGGAGCCUUGGGGUCUCACGCAGACAUUUCUCUGGUUCGUAUCCAUUCUGCUGGCCCAGGGACUUUGUGAUACCCCAGCCAGUGUGGUGACUGCUGUAGUUGGGCAUCCCACCAGCUCCUCCUUCACUAAAGCUCUUGAAUCCCUCCCCUCUUGGGUUUGCUCCCCAAAUCUGGGAGCAAGAGGCACCUUGGGUUGGGCCAAAUGGCCCCAUCUCUGUUUGACUUCUCAGAACUGACUCAAGUUUUUUUUCUACAAUAAAUAUUGCUUC
This is a messenger RNA of Numida meleagris (helmeted guineafowl), 2046 nucleotides long. It is a transcript of the gene PHETA1, whose product is annotated as family with sequence similarity 109 member A. Gene Ontology annotation, biological process: endosome organization; receptor recycling; retrograde transport, endosome to Golgi. Bases 534 to 1256 code for a protein of 240 amino acids. NCBI's taxonomy places the organism in Eukaryota, Metazoa, Chordata, Aves, Galliformes, Numididae. The transcript is spliced from 3 exons. Gene Ontology annotation, cellular component: recycling endosome; trans-Golgi network; early endosome. The record is from RefSeq and is a predicted model, not a curated record.